Pteronotus mesoamericanus is the source of this 4174-nucleotide messenger RNA. It is a transcript of the gene PLEKHH1, whose product is annotated as pleckstrin homology, MyTH4 and FERM domain containing H1. Lineage: Eukaryota; Metazoa; Chordata; Mammalia; Chiroptera; Mormoopidae. The transcript is spliced from 29 exons. Gene Ontology annotation, cellular component: cytoskeleton. The record is from RefSeq and is a predicted model, not a curated record. The coding region runs from base 83 to 4174 and encodes 1363 amino acids.
GCGCCCGUGUGCCGGGUGCGCGGCGGGGUCGCCCGCGAGCUCGCUAGAGGGCUCCCUGGAAUAUCCAGAAGUUGAUUCCAUCAUGGCUGAACUCAAGGUGGAGACGUGGACCAGCAUGGACUGGCAGAAACGCUGCCUGGCCCUAGAAACCCAGCUUUUCCGGUUCCGCCUACAGGCCAGCAAGAUAAGGGAGCUGCUUGCUGACAAGAUGCAGGAGCUGGAGCAGAGGCUGCAGGAGGCAGAGCAGAGAGCAGAGAAUGCAGAGACCCAGGUGGGUGUGAUGGAAGAAAAGGUGAAACUGUUCAACCUGAAGGAGGUGGGUUCAGCAGGCAGCCUGCACCGGAAGUACCAAGAAUUGCUGAAAGCCAUGCAGGGCAAAGAUGAGCUCAUCAGCCAGCUGGAGGCACAGCUGGAGAAGCAGAAGCAGAUGAGAGCUGAGGAAGCAAAAAUUGUUCAAGAAAAAGCUGCAAAGAUCAAGGAAUGGGUAACACUCAAGUUAGCAGAGCUUGAGAUGGAGAACCAGCAACUGAGAAGCUGUAACCAGCGCCUGGCAGAGCAGGUGAGAGCCCUUCAAGAUGCUCUAGAAGCUCUUCAGAUGGCGCCUUCAGAGAAGCUGCUGGUGGCCCGUCAGGGGACCCCGGAGCAGGAUUCUGUGCCUUCAGGGCCAGGAGCCCAGCUGAUGGGGCAGGACAGCAGUCCUCAGGCCCAGGAUGCUCCGAAGGCGGCUCUGCCUGCACCUUCUCCAGGUUCUCUGCAGAGCAAGGACUCUAAGCCUGUCCCCAAAGUGGGAAGCCCCGGAGAGGAGCCCAGUUCCGUCAUGGUCCGUCCAGGGCGGGUAUCAGAGGCCAAGACCCUUCCGCCUCGUCUGGGAAGAGAGGGCUCUCCUGGCCAGCUGUCCCUGAAGACUCGCACCCCCAGACAUGGUUUGGCUUCCUGGGACGAGAGCCUGGUCACUGCUCAGGGAGGGUCGCACCCUGAGACAAAGGGCCCUGCCAGGGAAGGCGGCCCCGGCUGUAGCCUGACGCUGCCGAAGGUGCGGGCUCCUGGCACCCCCCAUGACAGCGUCCAGCUGGCCAAGCGGCACCACAGCCAGCCCCAGGUGGGCCCUGGGCACUUCCACCACGUGGUGAGCAUUGAGAUUGGGGCCGCCCCAGCCCCGCGCCCCUCUGGCCUCCCCGAGGUGGCCACCCUCGUUGAGCUCCGGGAGGAACCAGAGAAGAUGGAGAUGGACGAGCAACCCCCAGCCGGGGGGAAGGAGCAAAGAGAGAGCCCGAAGGCCCCAGGAGCUAAGCUGGAGGAAGUGGAUUUGGGGAGCAAACCACCCACACCCCCCUUGCACCGGUUUCCAUCCUGGGAAAGCCGCAUCUACGCUGUGGCCACGUCAGGCAUGCGCCUCUCCGAUGUGUCUCCCAGAAGCAAUGCCACCUGCUACGGUUCAAGGCCUCCCAUCCUUUCGUCCCCUGGGCCUUUCUCUGGCCUCGUCUACAAGAACUGCUCAGCGCCUGUCUACACCGCCCUGAAGGGGAGAGCCACGCAGAUCAGCAGCGUGCCCUUUGUGGACGAGUCCUCCGGGUCUGACGAUGACUGCAGCUCGCAGGCGAGUUUCCGAACUUCGGUCCCCUGCUCGGAGCCCAGGAAGACCAGUGGACUGGGCAGCCCCCGCGCUAUCAAGAGAGGUGUCUCCAUGUCCUCUCUGAGCUCCGAGGGCGACUACGCUAUCCCCCCAGAUGCCUGCUCCCUGGACAGCGACUACUCAGAGCCUGAGCACAAACUGCAGCGCACCUCGUCCUACUCCACCGAUGGGCCCACCCUGGGCGGGGAGGCACUGGAGAAGUCGGGCUACCUGCUGAAAAUGGGGAGCCGGGUGAAGACGUGGAAGAGGCGCUGGUUUGUCCUGAGACAGGGACAGAUUUUGUACUACAAGUCCCCGAGUGAUGUCAUCCGGAAACCUCAAGGUCAAGUGGAACUGAACUCCCAUUGCCAAAUUGUUCGAGGGGAGGGUGCACAGACAUUCCAGCUCAUCUCUGAGAAGAAAACCUAUUACCUGACGGCCGACUCGCCCAACCUGCUGGAGGAGUGGAUCCGAGCCCUGCAGAGCCUGCUGAAGGUCCAGGCCAUUGGGCCCCCAGCCCUGUCGCAGGGGGGCGCCAAGCCCACCGUGAAGGGCUGGCUGACCAAGGUGAAGCAUGGCCACUCCAAGCUGGUGUGGUGUGCUCUUGUUGGGAGAACCUUCUACUACUAUCGGAGCCAUGAGGACAAGCGACCCCUGGGCCACCUGCCUGUGCAGGAUGCGCACAUAGAGGAAGUCGAUCGGUCCUGUGACUCAGACGAGGACUACGAGGCCGGAGGAACCCGGCGGUUGCUUUCCUCCCACUGCACCCUGGUGAUCCACCCGCCGGAGCACAGCCCCACCUACCUCCUCAUUGGCACCAAGCAUGAAAAGGAUACGUGGCUUUAUCAUCUCACAGUGGCCGCAGGGGGCAGCAGUGCCAAGGUGGGGACUGCCUAUGAGCAGCUCAUCGGCAAACUGAUGGAUGGCGAGGGAGACCCAGAUUCCCCCGUCUGGAGACACCCCAUGCUGUGCUACAGCAAAGACGGGCUGUACACUUCCCUCACCACCCUGCCCUCCGAGGCCCUGCAGACGGAGGCCCUCAAACUCUUCAAGUCCUGCCAGCUCUUCAUCACUGUGCCUGUGGAAGCCGCCUCGGUGGACUACCAUGUGUCCCUGGCCCAGAGGGCCCUGCAGGUCUGCCUGGUUCACCCUGAGCUGCAGAGUGAGAUCUACUGCCAGCUCAUGAAGCAGGCCAGCUGCCGCCCACCUCAGAAGCACUCGCUCACGCAGUGCUGGCAGCUCCUGGCUCUUUGCGCCCCGCUUUUCCUGCCUCAGCACCACUUCCUCUGGUACAUCAAACAGCAGCUCCAGCGCCACGCAGACCCCAGCAAUGAAACUGGCCAGUAUGCCACCUACUGCCAACGGGCAGUGGCGCGGACCCUGCAGACGGGGGAGCGGGAGGCCAGGCCAUCACGCAUGGAAGUGGUGUCCAUCCUGCUGCGGAACCCCUUCCACCACUCCCUGCCCUUCAGCAUCCCCGUGCACUUCGCCAAUGGGACCUACCAGGUGGUUGGUUUCGACGGCUCCUCCACCGUUGAUGAGUUCCUCCAGCGGCUGAACCAGGAGACAGGCAUGAGGAAGUCAUCCCGCUCUGGCUUUGCCCUCUUCACAGACGAUCCUUCUGGCAGGGACCUGGAACACUGCCUGCAGGGGAGUGUCAAGAUCUGCGAUGCCAUCUCCAAGUGGGAACAGGCCCUGAAGGAGCUGCACUCCGGGAAGUCUGAGGGUGGCACUCGAGUCGUGAAGCUGAUGUACAAGAACAGGCUGUACUUUCGGAGCCAAGUCAAAGGGGAGACGGACCGAGAACGUCUGCUGCUUGCCUUCCAAACCAGUGGCGAGAUCGUGGCAGGCAGGUUUCCUGUCAACAAGGAACUGGCUCUGGAGAUGGCCGCCCUAAUGGCCCAGGUAGAGUUCGGGGACUUUGAGAGGCCCCUCCCACCAGGCCCGGGGGGCACACCCCCUUCCAAGGCUCAGCAUCACCUACAGCAGGUCCUAGACAGGUUCUACCCAAGGCGCUACAGACACGGAGCAGCCCCUGAGCAGCUGAGGCACCUAGUAGAUCAGCUGACCACAAAGUGGGCCGCACUGCAAGGCUGCUCCCCUCCUGAGUGCAUUCGCAUCUACCUGACGGUGGCCCGGAAAUGGCCCUUCUUUGGUGCUAAGCUCUUUGCUGCUCAGCCUUCCAAGGAGAACACGCUGGUGUGGAUUGCUGUGAACGAGGAUGGCGUCAGCAUCCUGGACCACAACACUAUGCAAGUGCACGUCACUUACCCCUACUCUUCAGUGAUGACCUUUGGUGGCUGCCGUGAUGACUUCAUGCUUGUGAUUAGAUCCAUUCCAGACCAGAGCUCUGGAAAAGGCCACAUUGAGAAGUUGAUCUUCCGGAUGGCCACUUCCAAGAUUGCAGAGGCUACUUUCAUCACGGCCAGCUACAUGAACCAUUGCUCCGCAACUGUGAACCCACCCACCAACCCACCUGCUACCCACCAGCCGUGGCAACUGGAUGGACAACAGUUCUUUGCGUCUGUUCCACGUGCUGCCAGGGGGCCAACGUUGCUGUGA